Messenger RNA from Pieris napi, 1519 nucleotides. RefSeq lists its product as uncharacterized. The transcript has a single exon. Bases 278 to 1312 code for a protein of 344 amino acids. NCBI's taxonomy places the organism in Eukaryota, Metazoa, Arthropoda, Insecta, Lepidoptera, Pieridae. Gene Ontology annotation, biological process: protein transport. Gene Ontology annotation, cellular component: cytoplasm. The record is from RefSeq and is a predicted model, not a curated record.
UUAUGUGUUAUAUAUUAUUUUUAUUUAAAUUUACCCUAUAAGUAAUUAAAUUAAUCGUGCAAGCUUAUUAAUAUAUUGAGCAAUAUUUUUUGACUUCAGUAUCUGUCGGUCGGGCGCUUAGUCAUCACUGCAAUCUCGUUACAUUAAAUACUUAUCUUUGUUGAUAAAAUAUACCAUUUAUAUAAAGCAGAAAGUAAGUUGACCGUGAACAGACGGUGCAAGUGAAUAUUAAAAAAAAAAUACUUUCGUUUCUUUCAUUGUGAUUACGUAGUGAAUAAUGGGAAUACAUUGUAAAAUAAACCUUAAGCCACCGCCAAAUGGUGUGUUUUUAUCUGGCAGUGUGAUCACAGGAGAAAUAAAAUACGCCGUAGAUGAGGUAACUUCGCUAAAACAAAUUACAUUGUCUCUCAAAGGCAUUGGUACAUUACGUAUGAAAAAGAGAUCGGCAUCACGCCACGAGAAGUCCAAAGUAAUAUAUCGCACGGAGGAGUAUGUAAACAUAAAGCAGGUUCUUUUAAAUAAAGAUAAUGGCGAUGGUAAUUUAGAGAUUGGAUCGUAUACAACGCCAUUUAAAUUUGAAAUACCUGAACGUAUACCACCAUCUGCCGACAUAUUUCGGAAACAGGGCAAUCACACAUUAAGAUACAAAGUUGAAUAUUUUAUUUCAAUGAAAUUCGAGAAAACAGCAUUUUUCUCCUUUACGAAACGGUUCAGAAAAGAUAUAAAAGUAUUAUCUGAUAUUAUACCGACGUUGCCCCGGGAUGCAAUGAUUUUCGGGGAGAGAAAAACCCUAUUUCAACCAUUCUCUAGUACAGAUUCUAUAGUCAAUUUGAAGUCGACAAUUUUGUCUUCAGUCGUCCGAGCAGGGGACACUAUUCAAUUCGAAUAUGAAAUAGCUAACAAUAGCCACGUGACAGUGAAUUCAGUCGAAACAAAAUUAAUUGAAUUGAUCAAGUCAAAAAAGCGUAGAAGUCAUAUAACAUUUACGAAAAGUAUUGAUGGUACAGAUUCAAAAUCUGGAAGUAUCGAAAAUGGAAAAUCUCAGCAAAUGAUUACCGAUAUUAGAGUACCAGAGGAUGCUUUAACGAUUAGUGCUUGUAACUUAGCAGAGAGGAGUUAUGCCGUUCUCAUAACAGUAGGACUACCGAUGCCACAUAUGAACUUUGAGCUUACAAUACCAGUAGAAAUAAUGUUGAAAUCAGAUAAUGUUGUUGAGAUCUCUGGUGAGGAUGCGCCACCGUCAUAUUGGGAUGUCAUGUGUGAAGAUAAGAAAGAAUUAGAAAUGAAUAAAAAUGAUUUAGAUGGUGAAUGAUUUUUAUCAGAUAAAGGAUCUAUUUUGAUAUUUAUAAAUAAGUGGAGGAGGAUAAAUAAGGAUUCAAUCUCUUUUUUCAAAACAAUAAAAUAUAUUUAAAGUUGAACUUUUGAUAACUAAACGUUAAAGAACUUUUAUACUAGUAUUAACGAUAUUAUUUAUAAGAUUUUGUAUGUUGAUAUUAUGAAAUAAAUAUUGUGAAUGACC